UCCUCCAAACGAAACUCUUAGGUAGGCGACGUGUCGCAGGCGCGGCGACACCGGGGGCAAAGGUCUAGCGGCGGCGCCGCGCGGCCCGCUUGCGCGCGGCCUCCUUGCGCGCGUCGGCGGCCUUCUUUCGCGCGGCGCUGGCGGCCGCGGCGUUGCGUUUCUUCUUCUCGAUUUGAGCCUGCGAACGGGACGGUCACGAAGGCGUCGAAGGAAGGACGCCGGCGCGAACCUUCUUCGUCGCCGCCCUGGCGUCGAGCGCCUUCUGGCGCGCGAGCUUCUUGGCGGCCUCGUUGGCGAUGCGCUUCUCCUUCUUGCGCUGGGCCUGCGCGGCCUUGGCCUCCGACCUGCGUGGAAAUCAAAUUUCGGGCGCCCCACGCCAUCGACGCGACGUUGUCUCCGUAGCUGCGUCUGCUCGAUGGCGUGGAGGCUGAUUUCCACACAGGCUCCGACGCCCGGCGCUUCGAGUCGGCCCGCGCCUGGGCCGCCUUUUUGCGGGACGCGACCUUGGCUUCCCGGUUGCGCUUGGCCUGCGUCGGGCGGGACGACGUCGCGUCGAUGGCGUCACGAAGGGACGCGGGGUCACCACCUUCUCGACCUUGGCCGCGCGCUGCUUCGCCUUGGCCGCGCGGCCCUUCGCGCGCGCGACCCGCGCGUCCUGCUGGCGCUUCGACUUCGCGAGUGCCGCGAGCUUCUUGUCGAGGGCCUUCUCUUGCGCCUUGUACUUCUUCACCUCGUUCUUCGUGUUGCCCGCCAUGCCUCGCAAGGCCCGGGCCUCCUUCUUCUUUUCGCGCGUCUCGGCGAUCUGGUCGAGGGUUUUUUCUCUAGCCACUUCUUCCGGCAGGAGCAGCCCGAGCUCCUUCUUGCCCUUCGCCGUCGCGGCGGCGGCGGUCUUCGCCUUAUCGGCGGGCGCCUUCGACGCCUUGGCCGCGGGCGCGGGCGCGGCCUUGGCGGGCGCCUUGGCCGGCGCCGGCGCGGCCUUCGCC
Pelagomonas calceolata is the source of this 983-nucleotide messenger RNA. Lineage: Eukaryota; Pelagophyceae; Pelagomonadales; Pelagomonadaceae. The record is from the annotation of a GenBank genome assembly.